Messenger RNA from Magnusiomyces paraingens, 294 nucleotides. Its product is annotated as 60S ribosomal eL43 domain-containing protein. The transcript has 2 exons. Gene Ontology annotation, cellular component: ribosome. Gene Ontology annotation, molecular function: structural constituent of ribosome. The coding region runs from base 1 to 294 and encodes 97 amino acids. Lineage: Eukaryota; Fungi; Ascomycota; Dipodascomycetes; Dipodascales; Dipodascaceae. Gene Ontology annotation, biological process: translation. The record is from RefSeq and is a predicted model, not a curated record.
AUGCUGGCUGGCGAAAAGACUAAGCGCACCAAGAAAGUCGGCAUCACCGGAAAGUACGGUGUUCGUUACGGUUCCUCGCUUCGUCGCCAGUGCAAGAAGCUCGAGAUCCAGCAACACGCUCGUUACUCCUGCCCCUUCUGCGGCAAGACUGCCAUCAAGCGCAGAGCUACUGGUAUCUGGAACUGCGCUGGCUGCAACAAGACUAUUGCCGGCGGUGCUUACAACUUGGCCACUGCUGCUGCCACCACUGCCAGAACCACUCUCAAGCGUCUGAGAGAUCUUGCUGAGGCUUAA